This is a messenger RNA of Bactrocera tryoni, 965 nucleotides long. RefSeq lists its product as uncharacterized. The record is from RefSeq and is a predicted model, not a curated record. Lineage: Eukaryota; Metazoa; Arthropoda; Insecta; Diptera; Tephritidae. The transcript has a single exon. Gene Ontology annotation, cellular component: extracellular region. Gene Ontology annotation, molecular function: chitin binding. Bases 114 to 806 code for a protein of 230 amino acids.
ACGACAGGCAGCAAGUUCAAGUGCAGAACAGCAGCUGAUUUUUCUAAAGCAAAUCAAAACAUUUGGGGUUUUCUCUUAUUUUGUUUUGCACUCGAGUUUUCUCAACUCAUUUCAUGAAAUCACACAAGAUGUGCUCUCAAAAUAUACACUUUUGCUCAAUACAGCUAACCGUUAUCACCUGUACGCUAUUGGCAACAAUGUUGCUGCAACAUGCUGCCGCCGCACCCGAUUUUGUUUCACACAAAGCUUGUAACGAUGCGGCGCCGGGCACUAUUGUCGCCAAUCCAGGCAAUUGCAGUCAAUAUAUCAUUUGUAACGGUUUGCGUUCGACGCUAGGCGAAUGUGCGGCCAAUACAUACUUCAAUCCGAAUGUGUUGUCAUGCGACAAAACGUCUGUAGCUUGCAGCGGCAAUUACAGCAGCACAGUAGUGACAGCAACAACAACAACAGUGGGCGCUACCGCAUACACAUCUACAACAGUUAACGCGACGGGGGCGUCGCCUGCAUCCACUUUCCUGUUUACUACACGCCGCCCACUCAAUACUUAUACGCGUCCGCUGUCCAAUAACCGCCCCGGCAGUCCAUCCUUGACGACGGCGUCAGCGCCAACUUAUGGUCGUCCUGUCUGCACCAGCUGGUACGAUCAGCAAUUCCCGCAUCCCAACAACUGCGAGUACUAUUUCCAUUGUGUUGGCGGCUUUCUCAGUGUGCGUCGUUGCUAUUUCGGUUUUGGCUGGGACUUGGAUCGCCAGCAGUGUGUGCCCAUGCAGCAGGCGAAAUGCUUCCGCCCAAGGCUCGUACGUUAGUUGGCCGCUGCGCUGUCUUUGUUUUCUAUUCUUUUGUUUUUGACAUUUUGUUUAAUGCACAAAUUUGUUAUUUGCUUGUUUUUAUUAUUAUUGCGAAAUGUUUUGGUGCAUUUCAUACAUACUAAGAACAUUCAUUCAGUUGUAUGAAAAUAGUUUAAG